Theileria equi strain WA is the source of this 3342-nucleotide messenger RNA. RefSeq lists its product as hypothetical. Lineage: Eukaryota; Apicomplexa; Aconoidasida; Piroplasmida; Theileriidae. The transcript has a single exon. The record is from RefSeq and is a predicted model, not a curated record. Bases 1 to 3342 code for a protein of 1113 amino acids.
AUGAAAUCGAUCAUCGUGCCAGCACUGCUGGCAAUCACGGCAUUGGCAGCACGUGAAGAUGAAAUAAAGAGGUUAGAUGGAGAGGUGCAAUAUGCUACUCAAGUUUCGGCUGGGUUGGUCGAGUUAUCUGACAAACUCAAUCUUGCAUGCAAUGCACUUAAUGAUAACAUGACCCAGCUGGAAAAACUUUGUGCCAAGGCAAAGGCUAACGGACAUUUAGACCACGAAACCAUCAAGAUCUACAAUGAAAUACUUCCGGUCAUGUCAGUCUGCGCCAAUACAAGAAAGGAGUACGAUGAACUGAACGAGGUCGCCACCAAAACCGCAGCUGAACAUAAACGCUGCAUUGAUUUUCUUGCGCGUGCAAAUGAACAGGAAGCAAAAGUUGAAUGUGAAAGGGCAAGGGAACACUUUCUAGAGCUUGAGAGACUAGUGGGACCAAGUAGUUACGUAUUCCCAAAUUCUGCAAAUGUUAUUCCAAAGAUAGAUGCUGCAAUCGCCAAGAGUUAUGAAAUAAUAAGGAAAUACAGAAAUUAUGUACAAGAGGGAAAGUGUGAUGCCGAGGGAUAUCGAGGUACUGGCUUGCAUGCACCCCUUGGACAAAAUGAUACCUUUGGCCCAGUCGGGCCGCACGUUGUAGUAAGACCACCGGUUAUCACCGUUGAAAACAAGAAGGAUGAUGAAUCAGAAUCUCCUGCUGAUCCACAAGUAGAUGUCAAAAGUAAAACCGUUGAGCACACCAAGGAUGAAUCGACUGUAAAUGGAGCUACUCAAACCUCAAAUACGGUGAUUACACCACCCCUUCCUUUGUAUAUUAGGCAAACUCCAAUUGCUGUACUCCCACAGGGACCAAAGGUAGACACUGGAGUAGGAAAGAAGGAACAGGUACCAGAACCUAGGGCCCCCGAACAACCUACAGGAUUUGAUAGUCCACAAAGUAGGGAAUCUGAAGCAUCAACUGGCCAGGAAUCUGUUCCAACACAAGGAGAACAAACGCCUACAGUUUUAAAAAAACAGCGUGCAUCUGUACAGGGAGUAGAAAAUAUAAAAGUGUGGAAAAUGGAACUGCUCAAAUGGAACAAAGUAGCUAUUGAAGUACAUAGAGAAGCUUUUAAUAUGAUAAAUACGCUUGAUGAAGCAAGAAAGAUAGUACAUGAACUGAUUGAGGAAUCUAGGCAAUUUGUAGCAAAUGCAACUGGUAACAAACCCCUUGAGAACUUGUUGAAUGAUGCAGUGAAUUUGCACACAGAAUUCGAACAAGAGUUUGAAAACAAGUGCAAGCAUCUCGAGGAAAUCAUGGAGAGAUCAGAUGAUUUAAAUAAGAGAAUUGUCACUGCGCUAUCUAGCGGACCUAUGCACGGAUAUUUGGACCUUUUGAAACAUGAAGUGGGAACUGCUACAAGAGUUAUUGGAGAACUUCAGGGCCUUUAUGGAAACUUGGGUGAUGUAAGAGAGUAUGCCAGAACCACACUUUCCCAUAUCAAAGCCAUUGCUAGUGAUAUUGAAAAGAUUUUCACAGCACUAGAUUCUGAAAGUUCAGAUACUGAUGAAUCGGAUGAUCAAGCGUCUACUACGGAAGAAACGUCUCCAGAGGAGCAACUCGUUAGAUUCCAAGAUAUACUUCGUGGAGACGCACUGGAAGCCAAGAAGAUUACUGAAAGGAUGGAUGUGGUUGUUGAAAAGAUCAAACUCAUCAUUGAAGAAAUCAGGAGAUUUGCUCUAGAAUCUGGAAAUUCUCUAGAUAAUGAAAUUGCAGAACUCUUAGCCUUUGAGCGUGAUGUUUUUGAGCAUAAAAGGGCAGUUGAUAUUCAACUGAAUCAAAUGUAUGUAAAAUCAAACCUUUCCUUGCAUGGAAUUAACGAACUUUUGGUUGGUAGAGAUGAAGAUGUUCUCUCAGAAAAGGUCCCAGAAGUUGAAAAACUUUUACAAGACAACAGAAAUUUACUAAAAACCACUAGGAACCUCUCUGAUGAGGUGGAAAAGACGUUCCAGGAACUUGAUGAUAAGAUGAGUAGGAUCAUUAGGGAUUUGAAUAUCAAAUCAAAUGUACAAGUUGAUUCUAUAGGUUCACUCAGAGGACACGUACAAGAUUCAGAAUCUGAACUUGAUUCAUCAGAUGAUGAACCAUCUGCUACGGAAGAUGGUACACUAGAUUCAUUAGAUGAUUUGCCUCAAUCUGACAAUGUACCUACAGUAUCACGUGUAGAUCUUGUAAACACUGCUAUAACACUCGACGGACGAUUGAGAGAGAAACUAGAGGUAAUAUCAACCGCAAAAACAAAUGCAGUUGGUAGAUAUGAGAAGGCAGAAGAGCUAUAUAAUGAAUUCAUGGCGAUAUUCUCAAACGUUUCAGAUUCAAGGGCUGUGACAUUAGCUACAACACAUGCAAGUGUGGUACAUCACAAGAGUGAAGCCGAAAAAUUUUAUCAUGCCAUAGUUGCAAAAACGGGAGCUCUCAAGGCAAGCGUGGAUGAACUCUUGGGGAGAGUUGGGGAAUGUUUGACAGAGUUGGCUAAAGAUGACAAUAGCUCCUUCACCCAUGAUGAGGUGUUUGACACAUGCACAGUGGUAUUAGAUCAUGCUUUACAAGCAACGUCACAAAAUUUUGACCAAAGUAUCGAAGAGUACCUUGGGAAGUUGAACAAGGAGGUUGCCAUUAUUCGUUCUCUUGUUGAUAUUACAACAAGCUCAGGAAAAUUUCCUGUUAAUGGAAAUGUUGAACCAAAGAAUCAUGUAAAUUUGGAGAAGCCUGUGGGAUCUAAUGAGAGACUAUUCAUGCUAGUGGACCUAAGUGCACUAGACACAGCACGUAAUUUUGCCGAAAGCAUUAUUCUUCCUACCAAGCAAACUGGUGGAGAGGAUCAUGCAAAUAUUCAGGGGGAAAGUGUACCAACCAAGAAACUCUCUUCUGAACAUUCCAAGGAAGAUGACCAAAAUUCAUUUUCUGAUACAAGCCCAGAGCAAAAUGAAAAAGAAGACAAUGAACCCAGUGGAGGAAUGGGCCAUGUUCAUGUUCAAGAAGAAUCCACAAAGGUAGAAGUUGGUGAAGCUUCGGGUACAGCCCAUAGUGAAGAUAAAAAUCCAGAGCAAAGUGAACCUACUGAAAAAGAGGAAAACGCACCAACGGAGCAUAAAUUCACAGAGGAUUCAAAUGGUGAAACUCCAAUCGAAACCAAUGAUGAACAAGGUAAAGAUCAGGAUCAAAAGGAACAGCCAAAUCAAAAUGUUACGGGGAAAGAACCUGGAAAGAAAUUGGAGGAUGACGAUGACCUUGAAAGUAGCGGAUUCAAGACACUUUCGUGCGUUGUAAUCACAUUCUUUGCAAUUUUAAUGCAGUUUUAA